UUCUCCAAAAAGUGUCAUGUUUGUAUCAUCCCUCGGCCCAAUCGUAGAACCUUCAACCUUGUCCUCUUCCUUGUAGGGCAAUAUUCCAUUUUCCCGCAAAAACUAUCUCAAAAAAACCUACCAACGUCCAACCCAACCGAAGCAACAACUCCUGGCGAAGCAGAAAACAAAUGGAGUUCAACUUCAACUGCAACGAUGUGAAUAAAUGGAAAAAAGCUUUAACUUCAUACCAAUCUCUCAUUCCAUCACUUAACAAACCCAACUUAGUUUCUCUCGAUGAAUUCUACUGCAACGAACUUCCCUCUCUUCUCCAAUCUCGUCUCCCUACUCCCUACCUCACUCGAUCCGAGCUUCACUCUCUCAUGCAAUGGAAGCUCACCCGCGGCAAAUUCAGACCUCGGUUGCUGGGGUUUGUAGCGUCGCUUGACGAAGAGCUUGUGAAAUUGGCGUCACAAAAAGCGUUUCUCUCUCUUCCAAACGACUUAUCUAAUGCCGUUUCGGAACUCACCGUUCUUAAAGGUGUGGGUCCCGCCACCGCCUCCGCUGUCCUUGCCGCCUACGCACCAGAAAUUGCCCCUUUUAUGUCGGAUGAGGCUAUGGAAGCUGUGUUAGGUCAUUCAAAAGAUUACUCUUUGAAACAGUAUCUUUUGCUUGCUGAAAAAUUGCGGGAGAAGGCAAAGGAAUUAAGUUCAGAAGAUGAGCAAUUCACAGCGUCGGAUGUGGAAAGGGCUCUUUGGAGCUCUGCUGUUGAAGCUAAGCUAACUGGUCCGUCUGCAAAGGUGUUGCAAUCUACUUCAAAGAAAUGUUGUGGAAGAAAAAGGAAAAACUCUAGUUAAACUCCGAAUCUCUGAUUAACGCUUGUUGCUGGAAAUUGGGUAUUGGGAUGGCUGUCAAGGAUCGUGUCUAUAUGCUAAUCGCACUGGAGAAGUAGUAGCUUUCAUGUGAUCGCCCGGUUUAAGUAUCUGACUUCGUAUCUUCUGUCCAAAGAUGGCUGCUACGGUUUUUGGUUUCAGGAUGUCUGAGAUAAUUAGGUUUGUAACACAGUUAACACUGACUUCCUGAUGUAGAGUUACUGGCAUGUGUACUUUGUAUUUAUGCAAGAUCCUUACCACUUCCCUUCUUUCCAUACCUCCCACCACUUCUCUUGUUAAUAACAACAAGAUCAGUUUAUUUUC
Beta vulgaris subsp. vulgaris (sugar beet) is the source of this 1175-nucleotide messenger RNA. RefSeq lists its product as hypothetical. Bases 171 to 836 code for a protein of 221 amino acids. The transcript has 4 exons. Lineage: Eukaryota; Viridiplantae; Streptophyta; Magnoliopsida; Caryophyllales; Amaranthaceae. The record is from RefSeq and is a predicted model, not a curated record.